This is a messenger RNA of Boleophthalmus pectinirostris (great blue-spotted mudskipper), 3257 nucleotides long. It is a transcript of the gene ptenb, whose product is annotated as phosphatase and tensin homolog B. Gene Ontology annotation, cellular component: cytosol; plasma membrane; nucleus. Gene Ontology annotation, molecular function: phosphatidylinositol-3,4-bisphosphate 3-phosphatase activity; inositol-1,3,4,5-tetrakisphosphate 3-phosphatase activity; phosphatidylinositol-3,4,5-trisphosphate 3-phosphatase activity. The record is from RefSeq and is a predicted model, not a curated record. The coding region runs from base 1151 to 2395 and encodes 414 amino acids. The transcript has 9 exons. Gene Ontology annotation, biological process: cell motility; phosphatidylinositol dephosphorylation; negative regulation of cell population proliferation. Lineage: Eukaryota; Metazoa; Chordata; Actinopteri; Gobiiformes; Gobiidae.
GAUUUUCACAAUAAAAUAUUUUUCUGAGAAACUCCGCUGGGUCUUUAAAGAUAAUAAAUACAAAAACAGUAGAUUAUGACUCAAACUAAACCCCGUCUGCGUUAGUUUUUUCUGAACAGUCUUUUCUGAUCCACGUACGGCUCUGUUUCUCGUUCUGGACUUUUACUUUUCUCCCGGAUGCUCCGUGCAGACAGCGGCUCCUCUCCGCUCCUGUGUCCGCUCUGACGCGUCUCCAGCCCGGCUCCGUUCCUCCGCUCUCCCGCUGUCUCCGGAGCUCCAAACUUCUCCCAGACCCGGAUUAUUUGCACGGAUUAUAAUUUCAGCCUCGUGGAUCUCCCGUUAAAUAAAGCCUCGGAUGGUUGUGUGCGGCGCCAUGGGACCCGGGCAGCCGGUCCCACCGCGGGAGCAUGGAGCGAGCCCGAGCUGCCUCUGAGCUCAGCCCCGAAACAAGCACCAGCGCCCGGCCGUGACUCAGGUAACGAGCCGGCUAGCAUUAGCACCACGGAGCUCACUUCUUUCAGCGGAUAACUUGUUAAUUCUAAAAUAAACAUAUUAUUUUAUCUACAAUUUAGUAUUUAAUGCAGAGCCCCAAAGCGUAAGAUGCAAGAUUUGUUUUUCCAGACUAUAGACCGAAGCCUCCAGGUUUGACACCGACCACAGGCUCCGAGCGGCGGCUCCCUGUCAGCUGAUGUCCCGGUUAGCAUUUAGCACUAGCCUUUAGCCUUUAGCCUUUAGCCUUUAGCAUUCAUUUAAACUCUGUUAACUGAUUUCAGCCACAAACUCUUCUCCGUGCUCCGUAAACUUCCUCUCGUAUCUGUAUCACGCUCGGGAAUAUUCGAUUUAUGGUUUGGAUUAAAUUUUUCUGAGGCUGAUUUUUUUGUACCGAGCCGUUUCCUUGUCCUGCCCGGGAAAGAGGCGCAGGAGCCGGAUCCGUGCCGCCGCGUCCCCCGGUGCCGCGGACUCCGGACGUUUAAGACUCUUCCUCGGUUCGGAUGGGCUUUGUUCCUCCGUACCGGCCCCCGGAGCCCCAGUGACCCGGCGGAAGGCUCCAGGGGACAGCGGACAGUGCUGGUUCCUCUCCGGGCUCUGGGCUGCUCCUCCCCGGGGACACUGCACCUGGACCGGGCCGGUUCUGACGGAGACCCGGGUCAUGGCGAACAUCAUCAAGGAGAUCGUUAGUCGGAACAAAAGGCGGUACCAGCUCGGAGACUUCGACCUGGACCUCACCUAUAUUUACCCAAACCUGAUCGCGAUGGGCUUCCCUGCCGAGCGUCUGGAGGGAGUUUACAGGAACAACAUCGACGACGUCGUACGGUUCUUCAACUCGAGGCACAAAAAUAACUACAAGAUCUACAACCUAUGUUCAGAGAGAAACUACGACCCCAACAAGUUCAACUGCCAGGUGGCGCAGUACCCGUUCGACGACCACUCUCCGCCGCAGCUGGAGCUCAUGCGUCUGUUCUGCGAGGACUUGGACUCGUGGUUGGGGCAGGACGCCAAACACGUGGCAGCGGUUCACUGUAAGGCGGGAAAAGGUCGCACUGGGGUCAUGAUCUGCGCCUACCUCCUCCACCGCGGCCAGUUCACCACGCCCGAAGACGUGCUCGAGUUCUACGGACAGGCGCGCACCACCGACCGCAAGGGUGUGACGAUCCCCAGUCAGCGCAGGUAUGUGUCGUAUUACAGUGUUCUCCUGAAGAACCGACUCCAGUACAAACCCACAGCCCUGCUCCUGCACAAGGUCCUGUUCCACACCGUGCCCAUGUUCACCAACGGAACCUGCAAUCCUCAGUUCGUGGUGUUCCAGCUCAAAGUGAAGCUCUUCACGUCAAACUCUGCUCUGACCAAACGAGAAGACAAACAUCUGCAGAUGGACCUGCCCCAGCCCCUGCCCCUGUGCGGAGACGUCAAGGUGGAGUUCUACCACAAGACCAGCAAGAUCACCAAGAAAGAGAAGAUGUUCCACUUCUGGUUCAACACGUUCUUCGUCCCAGAACCUCCCCCCAAUGGACAGAACCACGAGAACGGAGGCUCCCAGCAGAACCGGAAGAGGGGAGGAGGAGGAGAAGAGGAGAGAGGAGAGGAGAGAGGAGGAGGAGCAGAGGAACAGAGCGGCCCGGACUUUCUCACCCUCAGCCUCUGCAAACAAGAGCUGGACAAAGCCAACAAGGACCAGAGCCACCGGAACUUCUCCCCAAACUUCAGGGUGGAGUUGUUUUUCACGAAGCCGCAGGAGGACGGCGCCGGCUCAGACUCCGCCUCCUCGGUGACGCCGGACGCCAGCGACGCCGAGCUCGACCAGUACCACUACUCCGACACCACGGACUCGGACCAGGACCAGGACUCGGACCCGGAGCCGGACCUGGACCAGGACUAUCAGGUGUCCCGGGUCUGACCUCGGGACUCGUGAGGCGGGACGAUCGGGACCAACGCCGCGACCUCGCACGACCUCGGGCUCAAACCGCCGACUGUAAAUAUACGGGACAGAGGGAACGCGCCAACGCCAACGCCGCGCUGCACACAGGAAGUGUUCAUGGGCGCAAUCCGGCUCAACGGACUCUGGCUCCAGUUCAGUUUGUGUGGCUCCUCUCUGACCUUUGACCUCUGACCCGCUCAACAAGACCCUGGGGUUUGGACUUCAACAUUUUGACCUAAAUCUGAACAUUCUUCUGUCGUGCGGCGUCCGUGGGUCAGACGUUCUUCUGUCUCCUCGUGGACUCGACUUUGGGACGAGAUUUAAAACCAAAUGUUGUUUUUUUGUGCUGAGUCAUGUCUCUGCUGGUUGGACGUUCUGCUGAGGCGCAGAGGUGGAGCAGCUCAGAUCAGGCUCACCACAGUAGCUUCAAACAUCAGGAUCUGCUCUGGCGCGUGGACUUUAAAACCCCAGAGGAGCACUCACAGAUCACCACCUGAUGAUGUCACCAGGUGGGACAGAGUGUAAAAGUCAGCGGCACGUAAACGAAACAAAACACAACUCCAGUACGGACAGUAUGGGGUUAAAGCCCCACUGCGGAACAUUUCCUCACAUUAGGGCAGGUUCUUUCUGGUUUUGUCAUUUUCCUGUCGGUACGGCGGCGGCGUUUCGUACGGCGGCGGCGUUUCGUACGGCGACGUCAAGUUUGUGUUUUCCAUGUUUCAGUCGGUGAAGCUAAACCUCCAUAAGCUGCACUUGUGUUCGUCCGUCAGGAUUCACUCAGAUGCCCCGCCAGGUUUGCACUUUAUACAAAUCAUUAAACUUAAAGCGGAGCUUUUCUCAA